ACCAGAGUAAGAACUUUGUUGCUAAUGGGAGCUGUUCUCGUGGUCAUUUAUCUCAAUAAAGAGAUAAACUUAACUGAUCAUAAAACCAUCUGCCCCCAAGAAUACGGGAAAAAGAAUGGCACUCAAACAACGCCACUCACCAAAAAUACCUCCUGGCCCAGAUGUCAACAAAACAUGUCUGCUGCUAGCGUCACAAACUUCAGCUCUCUUCCUGGUAGAAUACAAGACUUUCUCUACUAUCAGCACUGUCGACAUUUUCCCAUGCUACUGGACAUUCCCGACAAAUGUGGAGGAGCUGAUAGAUCUUCAGAGGUCUUCCUUUUACUGGUCAUCAAAAGCUCUGCAGCAAACCAUGACCGACGGGUGGCGCUGCGCAAAACCUGGGCUAAAGAGAGGUCACACAAUGGUGUGUGGAUCCGAAGGCUCUUCAUCUCAGGAACGAUGGGCGCUGGUUUUGAGAAAAAGAGGUGGAACAAAUUCCUUGAACUGGAGCAACGCGAGUACAGUGACAUUCUACAGUGGGAUUUCAAUGACUCGUUCUUCAACCUCACUUUGAAGCAGAUACUCUUCCUAGAAUGGAUGGAAAGAAACUGUCCACAUGUUCACUUCCUGCUAAAUGGUGAUGAUGAUGUCUUUGCCAAUACAGACAACAUGGUUCAGUAUCUCCAAAGCCUUAAGGACAAUGAUGGAAGCAAACACCUCUUUAUUGGCCAUCUGAUCCAGAAUGUUGGACCCAUAAGAUUGCCAUGGAAUAAGUAUUAUAUCCCUGUUCAGGUGCAGGAGUCAGACACAUAUCCCCCCUACUGUGGUGGUGGGGGCUAUCUCUUAUCCAGAUACACAGCUUUGGUCAUAUACAGAAUAUCCCAAUCGAUCACCAUUCACCCUAUUGAUGAUGUUUACAUGGGCAUGUGCCUGGCUAAAGCAGGACUUAGUCCUGAGUCUCAUAUUGGUGUGCAGACAGCAGGAAUAUACAUUCCCUCCCACAAAAUCGAUAACUACGACCCUUGUUAUUACAGAGAAAUCCUUCUCGUUCAUAGAUUCCUGCCAGCUGACUUGUAUCUUAUGUGGCACAGGCUGAAUGAGCCUAAUCAGGAAUGCUUUGCUGAUGCCAAAUAG
Molecule: messenger RNA, 1116 nt
Organism: Lates calcarifer (barramundi perch)
Lineage: Eukaryota; Metazoa; Chordata; Actinopteri; Centropomidae
Product: N-acetyllactosaminide beta-1,3-N-acetylglucosaminyltransferase 3-like
Exons: 1
Coding region: 25-1116 (363 amino acids)
Cellular component (GO): membrane
Molecular function (GO): hexosyltransferase activity
Source: RefSeq, a predicted model, not a curated record